Messenger RNA from Brassica rapa (field mustard), 765 nucleotides. Its product is annotated as glutathione S-transferase T3-like. The record is from RefSeq and is a predicted model, not a curated record. Lineage: Eukaryota; Viridiplantae; Streptophyta; Magnoliopsida; Brassicales; Brassicaceae.
AUGGAUCCUUUUCCCCUAAACUCUCCCGGCUUUGUUAACCUGCUUACUUCCCAGACCACUCAGCCAAUAGAAAUAGGAUCUUCUGAGGUUCCUAAACCUCCGGAAAGGAGGAAGUGGACAACCAAAGAAGAUUUGGUGUUGAUCAGUGCUUGGUUGAACACCAGCAAGGAUCCAAUAACCAGUAAUGAGCAGAAGCUAGGAGCAUUUUGGAAGAGAAUAGAGGAGUACCUGAAUGCUAGCCCUCUGCUCGUUGGCUCUAUUCCUAGGGAGUGGAGUCAAUGUAAGCAGAGGUGGGGAAGGGUUAAUGAGCAGGUGUGUAAGUUCGUGGGAUGUCAUGAAGCUGCUCUGAAGGAGCAGGCGAGUGGACAUAAUGAGAAUGAUGUCAUGAAGGUGGCUCAUGACAUCUUCUUUAAUGACUACAAAGCCAAGUUCAUUCUUGAACAUUGUUGGAGGGAGCUUCGGUUUGAUCAAAAAUGGAGAUCACACAGUCUGACAUCAAAUGGUGCAAAGGAGAAAAGGAAGGAAACUGCGGAUGAGGUGGGUCGCGAGGAAAAUGUUAGACCUCCCGGAGUCAAGGCUAGCAAAGCAGCAAAACGCAAGAAGCAUGGCAAUGAAGCAGCGUUUGAUCAGAUCGAAACCAUUCUAGCAGCCAAGAAUAUGUUAUCCAAACAGAAAAUACUUGAUAGGUUGCUAGGAAAAAACGCUGAUACACUUACAGAUCAAGAGCUUGCUCUAAAAAACAAACUCAUAUCUGAAUUGCUUUAA